UUUUCAGGAGGCCAGAAGGCUGCUGCCCUUCUCCUUAGAUUUUAUUGCAAGGUCUCAAGUAAGUCAAGCAAUCUGCCCAGGACGAGCAAUCCAACCUAUCUUUAGCCACUGCGAGCAAGUGAAUGGAGAGCCUGACUUAUCUUCACUGCUGUCAUCGAGGCUGCCAGUAUUUUUAGGGGACAGCAGCAGCUGCAAAAGCAUUUAACAGUCUUCUACGAACAAUAACACUAGGGGUGUCUCAGGACUAAACGCCACAGAGAUCGUGGGACUGCUGGAGUGUUCAAAGGAAAGCUGUCUGAUAAGGCUAAAAAAACGUCUUAAAAAGGGGCACUUGAAAGCCAUGGCAAGAUGGGCAGGUGACAAUGACUAGAUGUUAAUGAGGAGAGCAUACCGCAACAAACUUACCGAAGUGGAAAAGGAUUAUUCUGUUUAAAAAAAAAAAAAAAAAAAUAGAGCUUGAAGUGAGGGCCAGUGAAGCAGGAGAAGCUGGUUGCCGCGGAAUGUAUAUUGACAUUUGUCUCUGAGGACUGAAGCGAGAGUCUUACUUGAUAAACAGCUGGACAACAAAAUUCUUUUAGAGUGACAGAGACUGAAUGCCUGUAGCCUGUCCCUCUGAGUGGAGGUUGGCAAGCGAGCAGGGAUGGAUGUGUUUGGUGGAGCACCACGGUUCCUGGCCUACCCUCGUCCAGUGGUUGUACAGAGUGGCACAGAAGCAGUUCUGAAAUGCCAGAUCAGCGGGGAUCCCAGACCAGCAGUUAUAUGGGAGAGAAACAAUGAGAAGAUUCACCCAGAGGGCAGAUACCGGGUGUUUGAAGACGGCAAUGUCUACAACCUUAUCAUAACUUCUGUGACAAAGGAGGACAGUGGACAAUACAUCUGUAAGGCCAAGAACUGCAUUGGAGAGACGUACGCAGCAGCCACUUUGAAAGUAGAAGGCGAAGCACAGGAGAUGGAAUUUCGGGAGGAAAAUAAGCCGCGCUUCCUCAUCAAGCCCCUCUCGACUAGGGUUGGACGAGGAGAGGAUGCAAUGUUCUCCUGUAAGCUAUGGGGAAACCCUCGACCAGAAGUGAUGUGGGAGAAGGAUGGCAAGAAGUUGAAUGAGAUCUUUGAGAGCACACAUUUCACCAUCAGCUAUCAGGAUGGAGGGUGGUUCCAGCUAAAGAUUUUCAAGACAAGAGCACCAGACGGAGGGGUGUACACGUGUAAGGCCAGGAAUGAAUUUGGAGAGAGUCUGGCAGGGGCUGUGCUGUUGGUGGAUGCAGGACCAGGACACGAAGACGAUGGGAACCGUAAUGGAUACACUAAUGGCCACUGGAAAGCACAUCAGGGAAAACAGAGAAGUGGUAGGCAAGUUGCAACAAGGCUGAAAGAUGACCCUCUACCAAACUCUGCCAAAGUGAAAAUGUUUGCAGUGACAGAAGGGAAACAUGCAAAGUUUCGUUGCUAUGUAACUGGGAAGCCAAAACCAGAAAUAUUAUGGAGGAAAGAUGGGAGACUUAUCUUGUCUGGGAGACGGUAUCUCCUGUAUGAAGACAGAGAGGGUUACUUCACACUUAAAGUUCUCUACUGCAAACAACAGGACAAUGGAGUUUAUGUCUGUUCUGCUUCAAACACUGCAGGCCAAACCCUGAGUGCUGUACACCUUAUUGUCAAAGAGCCACCUGUUCGAUUUAAGCAGCCACUCAACGACUUGCAAGUAUGGGAGAGAGACUUGGCUGUUCUUGAGUGUGAAGUUCCUGAGGACUCUGUUCCAAUCACAUGGUACUUAGAAGACAGACGACUACAGCCUGGAGCCAAAUAUGGGAUGGAAGAGUGGGGGACAAAGCGUCGACUGACAAUUCGUGAUAUUGGAGUUGAUGACGAUGGGAUUUAUCUAUGCGAGAUGGCUGAUGGGGGUAGAAGCAUUGCAGAGGUAGCAGUCAAAGGCACUAUAGUAAGAAAGCUGCCACGAAAAGUUGAUGUCCUGGAGGGGGAAAAUGCAGCGUUCUGUGUGGAGGUGGAGGAGGAGGAAAUGGACAUUCAUUGGUACAAAGAUGGAACAGAGCUAAGGGAGACCCAUCAGACCAUUCUCAAAUCUUUUGGAAGGACACACAUUUUGGUCUUUGUAAACACCACACCACAAGACUCUGGUUUGGUCAUGUUCUAUGUGGGUAGAUCAAAAACUUCAUCUCAGCUACGGGUGAAAGCGGCAAGGCACUGUCCACCAAGCUGUCCAAAUGGGGUACAGAUAAACACAGAACGAGCAAAUGCAGCUCUUCUUUCCUGGUUUCCAGCACAAGACUCUCGAAAGAAUCCACCUUCAGGGUACAUAAUUGAGAGACAAGAGGUUGGCUCACAAGAGUGGCUGCAAUGUUUGACUACAGACUCUGCAACCUCAGUGGAGAUUCUUGGCGACAGUGUUCCAUGCGAGGCAGACUACAGAUUUCGGAUUUGCAGUGUCAACAAAUAUGGAAGGAGUGGGAAUGUAGAGUUCCCUCGAGCAGUUCACCUUGUUCCAGUUGCCAGAAUCCAAGCACCUCUACAAGAUGCUUUAGUACCAGAGGGCCAGGAUGCCUGUUUUACCAUUGAGCUCUCUGCCUCAGUAAUAGGCACUUGGUUUCUAAAUGGAAAUCAGCUUCAAGACGAUGACCGCUUCUCAAUAAGGCGUUCACGUACACACCAGUCCCUACGCAUCCGCGGUGUACGAGACACAGACAAUGGAGCAGAGAUCACCUUCAUUGCUUACGGAAUUCGAGAUUCUGCUGCUUUGUAUAUACAAGCUCCACUGGUGAAAUUCACUCCACUUUCUGAAAUGGAUCGGAACAAAUUUGUGGAGGUUGGCAACCCUAUAGUACUCUACUGUGAGCUGUCAGACCCUGAGGCUCCAGUUCGUUGGUAUAAGAAUGGUGUUGAACUUAACUCAAUGGAAGGUCUGCAUAUCCAAUCAGAAGGAACAAUGAGGAGGAUUGUCAUCCAAUCAGCGGAUUUUUCCCACUCAGGAGUGUACAGCUGCGACGCUAUUGAUGACGUUAUCAGGUUUAAUGUGGAGGUUGAGGCACCUCCUGUGACAUUUGCCUGGAUACCAGAAGAUGAUCUGCACAGAAAUAUUGUGGAACAAGACAAUCUACUCCUUUGCUGUCAAGUGUCCAGGUCAGAUGCUACCGCACAAUGGUACAAGGAUGGAGUAGAGUUAAAAUCUAGUGAUAAUGUCCUCAUAGAGGCAGAAAACACUUUACGUAAGAUGGUCAUCCUGUCCGCUCAGCUGUCCGAUUCUGGAACAUAUACCUGUCGUGCUGGAGAUAGUGCCUUAAUAUUUAAAGUUAACGUAAGAGAACCUCCAGUGAUGAUUGUAUAUCCCAAGGAAGACGUCCACCUUGACCGCAAUGUUCCUGAAGAAAUUGUCCUCAGCUGUGAACUUUCACGACCAAAUGGAAAGGUGACAUGGUUCAAGGACGGACAGAAACUACAAGAGAGUGAAAACAUAAAGCUAAAGACAGAAGGUCCAUACAGACGGCUAAAAAUUCUGCGCAGUGGUGUUGAGGACUCUGGAGAGUAUGUCUGUGACACAGCUGAUGAUUCGAUAUUCUUCAAUCUAAACAUAAAAGAACCACCGGUGCGCAUAGUUUCUCCAAGCCAGUCCCAAAUGGAACUUUGCCAACAGACUUCAGAGAGGAUGGUCCUGAGCUGUGAAAUCUCUAGACCCAACGCCACGGUACGGUGGUAUCGAGAUGGUCUUGAAGUGGAGGAGAGUGACAGCCUAAUUCUUGAGGUUGAUGGUGUCUAUAGGAGGCUUAUUAUCCCAAAACCUACUGUCAAAGACUCUGCAGAAUAUGUCUGUGACACCGCUGAUGACUCAGUAACCUUCUUUGUAAACAUUGCAGAGCCACCAGUUAGAUUUAUUCGGCCAAGGAAAAUGACCUCUGCAGUAGAGAAACUUGUUGGAGACAUUGUGGUCCUCGAGUGUGAAGUGUCUCGACCAAAUGCUGAAGUUAGCUGGAAGAAGGAUGGAGAAGAGAUUGAGGAGAACAGUAACAUUACUAUCACAGAGGACGGCACAAGUCGACAGAUAACCAUUCACUCUGCAGCUUUUAAUGAUGCUGGGCAAUAUGUCUGUGAUGCCAGAGAUGAUGUAAUGGAUUUCCUAGUGAAAAUCAAAGAUCCACCGCUGAAAAUACUACGGAAAGCUGACAUAGAAACGAAACUCAAGUUUGUAGUAUCUGAUGCGAUUGUGUUAAAAUGUGAGAUCUCAAGAGCAAAUGGGGCGGUCAGUUGGCUUAAAGACAAUGAGAAGGUUGAGGCAAAGGAGCAUUUCAUCUGUGAAGAGGAAGGGACAUUCAGAUCUCUGAUUGUCCUGAGUGCUGAGUUAAGGGACUCAGGGGAGUACAUUUGUGAUGCACAAGAUGAUAAGGUUGUCUUCAAUGUUACUGUAGAAGAGGCUCCAGUGUCCAUUGUUGGAAAUUCAGAGAAGCCAGAACACCACAUUUUAAUGACAGAAGAUGAGCUUAUCCUGGAAUGUGAGGUAUCACGAGUAAAUGCUAUAGUCCAGUGGUACUUCAAUGGAUGUUUACUGCAAGAGGAUUCACGCACACAUAUAGAAAGCAGAGAAACAAAGAGGAAGCUUGUGAUAUCAGGACUUCAGACAUCUGAUUCUGGAGAGUAUCUCUGUGAUGCCACUGAUGACAAAAUGAUAACUAGGCUAACGGUUCAAGAAACACCAUUCAAAUUCAUCAAAAAAGAAGAAAGAACAAAUAUUUCAGCCUAUGAAGAAGACAGUGUGACACUACGUGCCGCUGUUAACAGGGUCAAUGCCCCGGUGAAAUGGCAGAGAGGUCAUGAUCCAAUCAAAGGGGAUCGUUUCCACACGACAAGUGAUGGUAACACCCACUACCUCACCAUUAACCCACUUAAGAGAUGUGAUACUGGAGAGUACACAUGUCACGUGGGAUCCGAUGAGAUGCACUUUAGUGUCCAUGUCAAAGCAAUGAAAGUGAAAUUUUCCAAACCACUGGAAAACGUAGUGGGACUCAAAGGUAAGGAUGUGGUUUUAAAAUGUGAACUGUACAAGUCAAAAGGAGAUGUUCAGUGGCUUAAGGACAGCCAAGAGAUUGCGCCAAACAGACAUUUUACAAUCAGAGCUGAUGGUCGAGUGAGAAGCCUGACUGUACACAACGUCACAGAAGAUGAUGCAGGAGAAUAUGCUUGUGAAUCCAAAGAUGAAAGGACAUCAGCUACUGUAGUGGUCAAUAUUCCUCGCAUUGUGGAGUUUAUUGCGGAGCUACACAACAUAACUGUGAUGGAAGGAGAAGACGCAACAUUUAAGUGUGUGGUGUCUCCAGAAGAUGUGAAGUUGGCCUGGUUUAGGAAUGACCAGCCAAUUUCAUCAAACCAUAAGUUCAAGAUCUCAAGUAAUGGAUUAUGCCAUAUGCUGCAUAUCAACAACUGCCAAGUCUCAGAUAGCUGCAAGUUGACAGCUAAGGCUGAAGGUGUGAUUUCCAGAGCUAUCCUUCAGGUCCAAGAGGCACAGGUGGUUUUCACAAAGAGCAUGGACCCGGUGGUUGCAGAGGAGUUUGCUGAGGCAACACUUGAGGUGGAAGUCAGCCUUGAGACUGCAGAGGUGCAGUGGAUGAGACAAGGAGUGGUUAUACAUCCAGGGUCCAAAUUCACUCUGAAGCAGAGUGGAAAAAAACAUUCUCUCACAAUCCACAAACUCACCCUUUCAGACCGAGGCACCUACAGCUGUGAAACACUCCAUGACCGCACACAAGCCAAGCUCAGUGUGGAACCACGAAAAAUCAAGAUUCUGAAAGGUCUAACUGAGAUCCAGACUUACGAACGAGAGACAGCUUCUUUUGAGGUGGAGCUGUCGCAUAGCAAUGUGGAGGGUGUAUGGCAGAAGGAUGGGAACACUCUCAAAAAUAAUAACCACUGGCAUAUGACUGCAAAAGGACGGGCACACAGCCUUACCAUCUCCAACCUGACCUUGGAUGACACUGGCACCUAUAUAUUCUCUGUUGAAAAUAUCAGAUCAUUGGCAAGACUGGAUGUCAGAGAAAUCCCAGUAUCAGUCUUGAAAAAGCUUGAGGAUAUCAGACAACCAGAAGGAUCUGGUGUAACCCUUGAAUGUGAGCUGUCACGCCACAACGUAGACAUAAAGUGGACAAAGAAUGAAGUUCAGCUUAAACCAGGAAAAAAUCUUCGCAUUUACUCUAUGGGAAGAAAGUCAUUUCUACAGAUACUGAAGUGUGAGCUGGUAGACUCUGGUUCAUAUGUGUGUGAUGCUGGGGAAGCUACAACAUCAUGUUCAGUGGAAAUCUAUGAGAGGGAACUUGAGAUUCUACAAAGCUUAGAGGAUCUGGAUAUUCAAGAAGAUCAAAAUGCAGUGUUCAUGUGUGAAGUGUCACUUGAUGAUGUGCCCGGAGAGUGGUUUAAGAACGGAGAGAGGAUCAAACCAACCAGCACCAUUAAGAUCCGUCAGGAAGGGACUAAGCACUUCCUCCUCAUAUGCAAUGUUAAAGGAGACGACUCUGGAGAGAUCAAGUUUGUUGCCAAGAAUGUCGAGUCUACGGCUAACCUUGAGGUGGAAGCACUACCAGCAAACAUUGUGAAACCACUUCAGGAUAAAACAGCUCUAGAAAAAACCCGUGUCAUACUGGACUGCACUCUGACCAAUCCUCGUUGCAGCAUUCGCUGGUAUAAAGGACCUAAUGUCAUCCUGCCUUCUGAGCGCUUCGAGAUCUGCAGUGAAGGGUGCUAUCGAAAACUUGUGAUUCAGCAGGUGUUGCUAGAGGAUGAGGGCACCUAUAGUGUUCAAGUUGGAAACUACACAUCCUCAGCAAGACUAACUGUUGAAGCUCAGUCAGUUCUGAUGGUGCGAGAGCUGCAGGAUGUGGAUGUAACUGCUCCUGCAGAUGCAUGCUUUGAAUGUGAAGUCUCUCUGCCUGUGGUCAAGGCACCUACGUGGACCCUGAAGGGGGAGACACUGCAUCCUGGUCCUAAAGUUGUGGUGGAGAAAAUGGGAACCGUUCAUAGGCUCACUCUUAAACAAACAUCCACAGAUAUGUGCGGCAUUGUGUGCUUUAUCAUAGGAAGAGCCAAAAGCACUGCACAUCUGCGUGUCAUAAGUAACCACUGAGAAACAACACAUGCGCACUUUCAGUGCAUAAUACUCAAAUAUACGUCACUAUUUAAAUACAAAAAAUACCAAAUGAAAUGACGAAACCAUUAAAUAUCUAUUCUUAUGUGUUUGAAAGUGAGAGGCGUAUAAUUAAUUUAUUUAAAAUUCAAAUUUGUUUAAAACAUUUGGUGUCAUUUUUUUGCACAUUAAACCCCACAUCUGUUAGUCUAAUUUAUUCAAGUCUUGAAUAUUGUGCUGCAUAAAUUUAUGAUCAAACAAAUUGUGCUUUUUAAAAAAACAAAAUUAACAGCACCAGGCCUUUACGCUUUAAAUUUCUUGCACAGUAAUUUGGUGUUUAAUUUUUAAAUUUGUGUACUACUGUAUAUCCUUGUAUAGAUAUCCUUUGUGUUGUGUUUUUUAUUAUUCUUGUUUCAUGGGAUGAAGAUUACAGGCAUAGGUUAAGGCAUGUAAUUAAAAUGUGCAGGGCCAAAGAUGAUCAAAAGAGGGUUCGGGACGGUAACUUCAGGAUAUGUAACAAAUACAGCCAUUUUACGAAUUAGGGAAACAUUUACGAAUAAAUGGAAAAGCUUUUUUAGAGUGUUAGUUGUUUGCUUCUGUUCUAUUCAAAAGCUAGCCUAUUUCACAGUUCUUGCCUUUUACCGAAGUAUCCAAAUGAAGUGCUGCAGUUUCUCCUUGUUUAUCAAGAUCUUUCAAUAAAAUUUGAAAACA
This is a messenger RNA of Pimephales promelas (fathead minnow), 7822 nucleotides long. The record is from RefSeq and is a predicted model, not a curated record. Lineage: Eukaryota; Metazoa; Chordata; Actinopteri; Cypriniformes; Leuciscidae.